AUGAUUGAUGUUAAACCCCUAAAAAUUGAUGAGCCAGUUCCAUGGGUGGAAAAAUAUAGGCCUGGCGUAUUAAAUGAUAUAAUAUCACACGAGCAAGUUAUAUCAACUAUACGGAAGUUUGUUGAGAAAGGUGAACUACCGCAUUUGCUUUUACAUGGUCCACCCGGUACCGGAAAAACAUCUACAAUUUUGGCAGUAUGUAAAGAACUAUAUGGAGAAUCUAGAAGCUCUUUUGUAUUAGAAUUAAAUGCAUCAGAUGACAGAGGUAUAACUGUGGUUCGAGAGCAAAUAAAAACAUUUGCUGAAUCAAAAAAUCAUUAUAAUAUUUGUGAAAGGACAUCUUUAAAACUGAUUAUAUUAGAUGAAGCUGAUCAUAUGACCUUUCCUGCACAAAAUGCUAUGAGAAGAAUUAUGGAAAAUUAUGCCAAAAAUGUCCGUUUUUGCUUAAUAUGCAAUUAUGUUAAUAAAAUUACACCAGCUAUACAAUCAAGAUGCACAUCAUUUCGAUUUUCUCCAUUAAAAGAAGAAUAUAUGCUAAAUAAAGCUUUAGAUAUAGCAAAAUCAGAAAAUGUAAAUAUUACAAAAAAUGGCAUAGAAAGUCUUAUACGUGUUGGCCGUGGGGAUAUGAGAAGAAUUUUAAAUUGUUUACAAGUAGUAUCACUAAGCCAUAAAAAUUUGGUUAUUGAUGAAAAUGUAAUAUUAUCUACGUUAGAUAUUCCACUACCUAGUGAAAUAAAAUUCAUAUUAGAACAUCUUACAAAAAGUACUAUAAAAGAAUCAUAUGAAAUUAUCACAAAAUUGCAAGAAGAGAAAGGAUAUUCAAUAAAAGAUAUUAUGAUAUGCUUAUAUGAAGCUGUUUUAACUUAUGAUUAUCCUGAUUCAGCCAUUUGCCUUCUUCUUAAAAAUUUUGGAGAAAUAGAAGAAAGAUGUGCUUCUGGGGCUACUGAGCAAAUAACAUUAUCUUCUCUAAUUAGCGCAUUUAUCGAAUUUCGAAAUGAGUUAUUUAAAUUGAAAUAUGAGCCAAACAAAGCAUAA
This is a messenger RNA of Plasmodium vinckei vinckei, 1035 nucleotides long. Its product is annotated as replication factor C subunit 3, putative. NCBI's taxonomy places the organism in Eukaryota, Apicomplexa, Aconoidasida, Haemosporida, Plasmodiidae. Gene Ontology annotation, molecular function: ATP binding; ATP hydrolysis activity; DNA binding. Bases 1 to 1035 code for a protein of 344 amino acids. The record is from RefSeq and is a predicted model, not a curated record. Gene Ontology annotation, cellular component: DNA replication factor C complex; nucleus. The transcript is spliced from 2 exons. Gene Ontology annotation, biological process: DNA-templated DNA replication; DNA repair.